UGUGGGGAUUCGAAAACAAUUUUGACAGUGAUUAGAAAGACAUUUUAUACAUCAAUUAAUAAAAUAUUUCGUCUUGCGGAUUGCAAGCACGCAAAGAGUCGUGUAAAAGUGUCCGUAAUACAUGUAAUCAAUUAUUUAAUAAUCUUUAGUGUGGCAGGCAGUCAUCACAUUGCGAAAUAAUGACAAUUAGCUGCCCUUUGCCAUAUAUCAGAUGCGUUUGCAUGUAAAAUGCUUUUAUGCGUUAAUGCUCAUACUCGUGUACAACUUUACAACGAACAUCACAUGCAACGGGAAAGUGCAAAAGCGCGCCAUCGAUUUUGACGAAAUUGCUGACUUUGCCGACAUUGUAGAACCAGAACCAUCACAUUUAAAGUCAGAUAUUACUUUUCGAAACUCUCUCGAUAAAAUUCGAAAUCUUAAUUUGGACCUUGAGUUACCAAAAGAAAUAACACGUCGAUAUAUACCAUCUACAAGUGAAAAUUAUGUGACAGCUAGAAGUUCAGCAGCCACAGACACACACAUAUCAAAUUACAGUGAUGACAUGAAUAGAAUUAUCAGUUUUCGUAUGAAACUAUUUAAGGCAAGAAGUAAACGGUUCAUAAACAAAAGGAAGCGAUAUAUUUACUUACCGAUUGUGACACCACACGGAGGUUCGUACUUAAGUCAUUUAGCUGAUGCAACAAAUGACAUUAACUUAAAAAUGCAAAAUUAUGCAGCGACUUUAAUGGUAGUGUUGACGACUCCACGAAGUACAACUUUAGAUUUAUUGGGAACGAAAAAGAUUGAUAAUUCAGAUGUGACUACAACACAAAUCAGUAGUAUGAAGACUACAAAUUCGCCAAGAAAGGUGGCGACAAUACCUUCAAGUACUGUAUCGGCACAUACCGAAAAACAUAUAAGAAGUUCUUCUACAAAUCAAGGAUCAUCUAGUCAAAUUAGUCAUUCAGAUGACGAAUAUCCACUUUUUGGUGCUGAUGGUUUUUACUCAGAUUCUAUUGAAGGUAAUGAUUUGCCGUUGGUGCCGUUGGAAAUUCAAAAACGAUCAAAACGUGAAGCAGAAGAUAAACCUGUGCCCAGGGGACUUGAAGAAUUGUUAAGAGUGGUACCGGUGAAUAUCAACGAAGAUCGACCACAUGACACCGAUGGAGAAAUCAUCAAUAAAGGAAAACAAUCCAUACCGGUUGUUCAUAUUACAAAUAUACCACAUAGUUCAUCAAGUAGUAAGGUACCUGCUGCAUCCAAGAAAAUGCAAACAAGUUUUUCACCCACAUCCUCAAUAAACCCUAAUUCUGUAUCUACGAUGGCUACAACUUCUGAUGGCAAUCAUCUUGUUACGAAAUUUAGUAGUGGUGUUUCCGAAAGACAUUCUUCAGUUACACCCACAUCAAAAAUUGAAAUUAAACCAAGUUAUAAUAGUAACCCGUACCGAUGGGAGAAUGAUAUUAUUAAAGAACUGAAUGUUAAGUAUAAAAAAGAUGUUAUGUCACGAAUGUCAGCAGCGAAGUUUAUAACACCAACUGUGUUUGCACACCUUCAAAGUACACCACAAAAAUUUAUCCGUGAAGAUAUGGAAACAAUGGAAACUUCGACUACCAUUGAGACACCUACCACUUCUGUUUCCGUUGGUGGUGAAACUACGAAUCUACCAGUGUGUAAAGGUAAAGAAUGUAAAAAGUUGACUCAAAAUUUUAUGGUUUACAACGACACCGCUGGUGAUUGUAACAAACUAGCUAAUGAAGAAGGAGGUACAGGGGGUUAUAAUAUUAUCAAUAAUGAUGAGACACCGACCACAUCACUUGAUUUUAAGUGUCCGAGUAGUUUUACUACUACUGAAGUAUCUACUACUACAAAGUCAAGUUCGUGUGAUAAGUUACAUCCAAGUGUGUGUGAGCCAAGUGAUGAAGAGGAGGUAGAACCUUGUGAUUUGAAUUUAGCGAAAGAAGCACAAAAAGCGGCGAGUUGCCAGGCUGAAAAGAAAAAGAAAAAGAAACUCCAUGAUAAACAAAAAGCAAAAAACAAACUUAACAUAGAUAAACGACAAAUCACUGCUACACUGACUAACACUAAUAUGCACACACCACCUAGUUUCGGUUUUCAACAACCACCUUCAUUUAUUCCCAACUCUGAUAUUCAGCGAGCGCUAAAUUUAAUUGUAUCUACACAAAAUCCUUCUAAUUAUCAAAAUACUUACCCUUCUGCUUCAAUUUCUGCAAAUCAGGUAAGUGCUAUUCAAAAUGUAUUCUCAACGCCUGCACCUCCAACACAAUUAGACCGCGUGGUUAAAAAAUCGAUUGAUAAAUGUGUAGUGAGUUCCGUAAUUGAGAACUUGAAAAUGGUUGAUCAAAAACUUGCGGAUGCAGUAGAUCCUUUACAUUCAGCCCAAGAGCAAUUGGAUUUGGCAACGCGUUGUGAAGUUACAACACUUUCUUGCUCUGACCUUAAUCAUGGAAAUGGUGGUGGUGGCGGUGACUUACUUGCUGAUUUAAGUGAUGCAGAAAAAGGAGCGCUCCAACGAUUAGCGAUUAAAAUUAUUUCAAAUCAAAACGCUAAAUUGAAACGUGCUGAUGGUAUGCCUAUAAUGCCUGUUGAUCAAGAAUUUCGUGACAUGGCGAAACGUGGUAUUGCUAAAACUAAAAUAUCUCCACAGAGUGAAUCUCUCGAUCAAAUUGAUUAUGAUUAUGCCGAUCAGGAUCGUUUAAGUCGUUUACAAAGAGAUUUAUCGGUUGCACAAGAAAUAGAAAUGAUUGUUCAAAAAAUUAAACAACGUCAAAAUAAUCGUCUGAAGAGAAAUAUUUUGAUUUUAAACAAAAAUAUUAAUGAUGAAAACCAGAAACCAAAAUCUGAUGAGUUUGGUGAAGAAAAUUUUGGGUUUGAUAAUGAUCAAACCAAGUUAAGUAGAAGUCUUGGAGACAAUAAUAAAGUUAAUGGUAAUAAUGUGGAAGAGUAUCAAUCACCCAAAAAGAAAACAAAACCAAAGAAAUUAUGGAGGAAACUGUUUGGGUUGACGGGCAAUCGGAAUAAUAACCGUUUUUUAGAUCAAGACUUUCCAAAUUCUCAGUCGAUUCAAAAGGCAAAAAAAGACACAAACAAACUUAAGAGCUAAUCGUUCUAUUCACUACAAUCCGUACAUAUUUAUGAAGCAUCAUCAUUGGGGACGGUCAAGAAAAAAUCGGAAUAAACGCAAUUUUCUUGAUAAAAUCAUUGGUAGUCACAAUACUAACCAAGAGAGUGAAGAUUAUGAAGUGGCGACCGAUGAUGAAGUAUGGACGUUACACUUUGGCAAUCGACCAACAACUGUAGCGGGAUCAAAUACGGUUCCCAAUAAACAGGAAAAUAUGAAAAAUUUAAUGGCUGCGAACACAGAUAUGGAAUCUAAUGCUUCGGAUCAAAAUAGCUUGGAAACAACUGUAGAAAUGUUGAAUAAACCAGAAGUUACAACAGAAAAAUUUAAAAUUCAGUUUUCGUCAUUGAAACCUGAAGAUUCAUCUAUUUCAAUAGACAAUAAGGCAACUUUUAAUUAUGCUAUAAACGUGUCACCAUUUGGGGCCAACAUGAAUUCUAAGUAUCAGGAAGGUUCUACAAUAAAUUCACACAUAGGUGAGAUUAAAACAUA
Molecule: messenger RNA, 3613 nt
Organism: Dalotia coriaria
Lineage: Eukaryota; Metazoa; Arthropoda; Insecta; Coleoptera; Staphylinidae
Exons: 3
Coding region: 212-3103 (963 amino acids)
Source: RefSeq, a predicted model, not a curated record